Entrophospora candida is the source of this 2394-nucleotide messenger RNA. Lineage: Eukaryota; Fungi; Glomeromycota; Glomeromycetes; Entrophosporales; Entrophosporaceae. The record is from the annotation of a GenBank genome assembly.
AUGGAGAGUAUUUCAUCACAACCUAUUAUUAACACUGUUAACCAAACAAUUUUAAAACCAAACCCCCAAUCCUUUGAAAUUGUUCAAAAAAUUUCACCCGACUCUACACAACAAGUAAUAUCGACAAAAACUCAAAUCAAAGAUUUAACAAAAGAUUGCAAACAAGUCUCAACAGACGAAUUUAUCGUAGAUAAAAUUGAUGAAAAAGACAAUGAGGUUGAAAAUAAGUAUAAAGACAAAAAUGAACAAAAUAUAAUUUAUAAAAGUAUAUUAGAAGGUGAGUUGCCAAGAUCACCAACAUUAGUAGAAGAAGAAACAAAUCAAUAUCUAAUAGAUAACCCCAGCUUUAAUAGUAGUAAUAUUAGCAUAAACACAAACAUUAAUUGUGAUAAUAUUAAUGAAAUGGAUAUAAGAAAUUAUUUGCAAUAUAUUGCAGCAAUGAUAAUAGGCAAGCCAUUAAAAGAUUUAGAUGAUCACGAAGAAUCUUUAUUCAAUAUUGGAAUGAAUGAACUCCAAAGUAAUUUAUUUCUUAGGAAAAUUAAUAAUAUUUUACCAACAUUUACAAAAAUAAACAAUUUAAAUUUUAUUCAAGAACAUAAUUCAAUUGAUUUAAUUACAAAAGUUAUAAAUGGUGCUUUAAAUAAUAGAAAAUCAUUAAAAAAUACUAUUGAAGGGGAUAGGGAUGACAGGAAGAAAAAUGAUGUAAAUGAUUUAAAUCAACAACAACAUGAUUUAGAGGGUUUAGUUGAUAAAUACACAUUAUAUAUAAAAGAAAAUUAUCAACAAUCAAUUGAAACUACUCGACCAAAUUUAAAAUCAUCAACAAUAAAAAAACGAAUUUAUUUAUUAACUAGUGCAACAAGUUUUUUAGGUGUACACAUUUUAUAUGAUCUAUUAACAAAUAAUGCUACAAAUGAUUCAGAGAUUUAUUGUUUGAUCAAACGUAAAAAAAAAGCACAUAGUCCAAAGGCAUCAUUAAAACACGCUUUUCUACUUAAUGGCUUGGAUAUUUCAUUGAUAGAUUCAAAAAAUAAUUUGAUAGUUUUACCAGCAAAUUUAUCCGAAUCAUAUUUAGGGUUAUCAAUACAACAAUAUGAAUCUUUGUCAAACAAAGUGACCACUGUUAUACAUAGCACUUCUUUAAUCACAAGUUUAAGAUCCAUUAGUAUAUCCACAGGUGACACAACACUACCUAGUUAUGAGAAUUGUCAUGUUUUACCUACUUCAAAUUUAUUAUUAUUUAGUGCAAAAAAAGAGUUUUUUUAUAUUUCCAAUAUCGAUUCUUGCAUAAAUGGACCAUGGGAAAUAAUACCUGAAGGUAUAUUUCCUAUUAAAUCCAGCAUAACAACACAAGAUGGAUAUGGAUUAAGUAAAUUAGCAAUUGAAUCAAUCAUAAUAAAUACAUUUGAUUAUCUACAAUUAGAAAAAUUAAAUAUAAUCAGAUUAUCUACUUUAACCAGCUCUACCGUCACUGGUGCAUGGAAUCCCGAUGAUUUUGUACCCUUACUGUUAUCAAAUGUAGGAAGGACUGGUCGUAUGCCUGUAUUUGAACUGGAUAUAGAUUGGGUGCCUGUCAAUAUUGCAUCAAAAUCUAUAGUGGAAUUGAUAACAAUGAUGCAUCAUAAUACGUUUAGAGUUGAAAUUAAUCAUUUAAGAAAUCCUGAUACAUUAAUGACAUGGAAAGAUUAUCUUGAUGUUUUGGAAGAGUAUGUUGAAAUGAAAUUUGAAAGACAAGAGUUGAAUGAUUGGCUAAAGCAACUUGUUGUGGAUUUGGAAAAUGUAAAUUUAGAACAUUAUGAAAAUAAAAGUGAUUUAAUGUUAUUUGAACAUUUUAAAAGAAUCAAACAAUUUCAACAUGGUGAUGAUAAUGCUAUUGAUAGUAAUAAAAAUCCUACUAAAAGCAACAAUAGUCAUGAUUUAAACAAACGAAUUCAACCAAAACUAGAUAUAACAAACACAAAAUCCAAAUCAUUAGGUUUACAAAAAUGUCCUCCGAUUUCUGAAGAUUUAAUUAAGUUAAACAUUAAUUGGUUAAGAAAUACCAGUUAUUUGGAUGAGACUUAUUAUCAGCAAAUAAAUAAAUCUUUACGAAAAAACAAUAAAAAAAUGAAUUUCACCAAUAACGAGGCAGAAACAGGUUUAUUAGGAUGGAUCUGUGUAACUGCACCAUUGAUGGUCUUUUUUUUUAUAAUUGAUGUAUUGUGGAGCAUCUUGUCAAAAAACUUUUGGGAGAUUGGAUUCAUCUUAGGAUGGUUUAUAACAGUCAUAUUUGUUGAUGAUAAGAAUAUCAAUAAUAGAGAAAAAUCUCAAAAUAAUGAAGAAAAUCCCAAAAGAAUAAUUGUUAAUAGAAAAAAACGUUUGAUUAGAAGAAGAGUUGUUAAUAAUGGAAAUUAA